AUGCAGAAAUUUGAAAUGGGUAGUAACUUUCUGAAAAUCUUGUUUGCAAUGUUAGUGUGCUUUUUGCAUAGCAAAGCAUCCACUCUUGGAUUCAUCUCGCCAUCACAGAGUACACAUGUGAAAUGCAUUGACAGGGAGAGAGAAGCACUCCUCAACUUCAAACGUGGCCUCACGGAUGUCUCUGGCAUUCUGUCUAGUUGGAGGGAUGAUGGCAAUAGAACUGAUUGCUGCAAAUGGAAAGGCAUUCAGUGUAACAAUGAAACAGGUCAUGUGCAAAUACUUGAUCUUCGUGGAUCAAUAAUGCAUUAUUUGAUAGGUUCAAUGAAUCUUACUUCAUUGAUUGACUUGCAAAAUAUGGAAUAUUUGGAUCUCAGUUCCAAUAGUGUUCCUAGUGGUAGUCAAAUCCCACAGGAGAUGGGCUCCUUCAAAAAUUUAAGAUAUCUUAAUCUAUCAUAUGCGUGUUUUGUUUGGGGAAUCCCUUCUCAACUGGGAAAUCUCUCAAAGUUGAAGUAUCUUGAUCUAAAAGGAACUGAUCUUCAUGGAGCAAUCCCUUCUCAACUGGGAAAUCUCUCAAUGUUGGAGUAUCUUGAUCUUAAAGGAAAUCUUCUCACUGGAGCAAUCCCUUCUCAACUUGGGAACCUUACAAGAUUGCGAUAUUUAGAUCUAAGUGAAAAUUUUCUCCAAGGAGAAAUGCCUUAUCAACUAGGAAAUCUCACACACUUGAGGUAUCUUGAUUUUACUGAAAAUUCAUUUUCUGGAGCACUCCCUUUUCAGGUUGGGAAUCUUCCUCUCUUGCACACUCUUAAAUCUGAUCUUAGUAUUGGUGAUGCAAAGUGGCUAUUUUCCCUCUCUUCAUUAGCAACUCUUAGCUUGACGUCGUUGCCUAAUUUUUGCCCUUCUUGUCACCUGAUCCAUGAGCUUAUUCCAAACUUAAGGGAGUUGAGGCUAGUUAAUUGCAACCUUUCCGAUAAUGAUAUUUCAUCUUUGUUUCGUUCUGAUUCCAAAUUUUCCACUUCCCUUACUAUCCUUGAUCUCUCUGGAAAUGAUUUGACUUCAUCAACGUUUCAGUUAUUGGUCAACUUCAGCUCCAAACUACAAGAACUUCAUCUGACACGUUGCGGCCUUACUGACGAAAGCUUUCUUGUGUCAUCUGCUUCCAUUAAAAAGUCUCUGCGUUCUCUUGUCACUCUUGAUCUCUCCUUUAAUCGAUUAAACUCACCGACUAUAUUUCAUUGGAUUUUCAACUACACUUCCAAUCUUCAUACCCUUUCACUUCAACAUAACUGGUUAGAAGGUCCCAUUCCAAAUGGAUUUGGGGAAGUAAUUAACUCUCUUGAACAUCUUGACCUCUCUUUUAACGAAUUGCAAGGUGAGAUUCCGGCUUCCCUUGGGAAUAUAUACACAUUGCAAGAACUAGACCUAAGGAGCAACAACUUGAUCUUUACAUCUUUGAGGAAUUUAGAUCUUUCCAAUAAUCAGUUAAUCGGAGAAAUACCAAAAAGCAUUGGGUUGCUUUAUGAGUUGCAGUCUCUUCACCUAGAGGAGAAUUACUUGGAGGAUCUUUCUGAUGCUGGGAUUAAUGACUUUGUACCAGAAUGGUUCUGGAACAAGUUACAGAUUAUAAGUGAGAUGAAUAUUUCUUACAACGGUCUCCGAGGUACAAUUCCGAAUUUACCAAUCAAGUUCGUUGAAGAUUUAACAAUUAUUUUCAUUCUAAAAUCAAAUAAACUUGAAGGUGAAAUUCCGGCCUUUUUGUCACAAGUAGACACAUUGGAUCUUUCCUACAAUAAUAUUUCGGAUUUAAAUGCAUUCUUGUGCGGAAAAAUAACAACUGUGCGCAUUUUGGAUUUGUCAAAUAAUCAAAUUGUAGGACAACUGCCCGACUGUUGGGAACAUCUAAAUCCAUUAGAAUUUCUUGAUUUGAGCAAUAAUAAAUUGUCAGGGGAGAUUCCACAGUCCAUGGGUACUCUUGCUAAUUUGGCAGCUUUGGUCUUACGGAACAAUAAUUUAAUUGGACAACUGCCUUCCACAUUGAAGAAUUGUACUUCUUUGAUUAUAUUUGACAUGAGUCAAAAUUUGUUGUCUGGUCCAAUACCGUUGUGGAUUGGAGAAAAUCUUCGACGAUUGAAAAUCUUGACCUUGAGAGUAAAUCGCUUCGUUGGAAGUGUUCCUGUCCAAAUCUGUUAUUUGGAACAAAUUCAUCUCUUGGAUCUUUCCAGGAAUCACUUAUCAGGAGGAAUUCCAACCUGUCUCAGGAAUUAUACCGCAAUGAUGAAAAGGAGCAUAAUUUCAGGACAAAUUGUAAGGAGACGAGACAUUUCAAUUGAAGGCACAUACUUUGGUAUUUAUGAUCGCUUUAACGUGGUGCUGAUGUGGAAAGGUCAGGAUUAUGUGUUUUGGAAUCCUCAGGUUCUUCUAAGCAGCAUUGAUCUAUCAAGUAAUAAUUUGACUGGUGCAAUACCUAAAGAGAUUGGAUAUUUACUCGGAUUAGUUUCUUUGAAUUUAUCAAGAAACAAAUUAGAUGGAGAAAUUCCUUCAGAGAUUGGGAAUUUAAAUUUGUUAGAAUUCCUGGACUUAUCAAGAAAUGAUUUCUCUGGCAAUAUUCCUUAUACUCUUUCCAACAUUGAUCGUCUUGGAGUGUUAGACCUAUCAAACAAUAAUCUCAGCGGAAGAAUUCCUGGGGGAAGACAUUUGCAAACCUUUGAUGCCUCUAGUUUUGAAGGAAAUAUUGAUCUUUGCGGCGAGCAACUUAACAAAAGUUGUACAGGAGAUGAGAGAACAGUACAACCUGAAGGAGUAGCAAUGGAUGGAGAAAAUGGGAAUUUAGGUUUCUAUGGAGCACUAUACAUGAUCUUGGGACUAGGAUUCUUUACAGGCUUUUGGGGUUUACUAGGGCCAAUUCUACUUUGUCGAGCGUGGAGAUUUGCCUACGUCAAAUUCUUGGACAGAGUGGUGGACUAUAUUCUUGUAAUGGUUGAAGUGAACGUUGGCAAGUUUCAUCGGUGGCUCAAAGCCUAG
Molecule: messenger RNA, 3018 nt
Organism: Sphenostylis stenocarpa
Lineage: Eukaryota; Viridiplantae; Streptophyta; Magnoliopsida; Fabales; Fabaceae
Source: the annotation of a GenBank genome assembly